Molecule: messenger RNA, 1498 nt
Organism: Neurospora hispaniola
Lineage: Eukaryota; Fungi; Ascomycota; Sordariomycetes; Sordariales; Sordariaceae
Product: vitamin-D-receptor interacting mediator subunit 4-domain-containing protein
Exons: 1
Coding region: 312-1376 (354 amino acids)
Biological process (GO): regulation of transcription by RNA polymerase II
Cellular component (GO): mediator complex
Molecular function (GO): transcription coregulator activity
Source: RefSeq, a predicted model, not a curated record
ACCUCAACGGCGUAUCGCAGCACUGAAACGCCCCACCAUCCAUCAUCGUCGACUUUCAAGCUCCGAGACCGAAUCUUUCCACUUCAAGAUCCGUUCGCUCACUAGCAACAGCAGACUUUCAUUGGCGUGGUCGCGCUUAGCUUCCGCAUUGAACGACGGCACCGUUCGGAGGAAUUUCAACUGAUUUCCACUACCGCACUUCCAUCAUCGUCACUCCUGAUCCGAGCCUGUUAUAGAAGACACACGAACGCGGGUCUUCCAACCACAGCGCAAAACGACCGUGCUGAACCUCCAAACACCCCUUUCACAACAUGGACAAAUAUCUCGACAGCCGCUUCGAGCGGGUGGAAAAGGCCCUCGCCACCUUCAUCGACUCAAUCGCCAAAUACAAUCCCUCCGAGAAGCUCGCCGAAGAUCUCGUAGCCGCCGACCGCGAGCUCGCCGCCGGCCUCAAAGAGCUCGAGCGCCACCAAAACAACCAUGCGCGCAUCCUCCAGCUACGACAAGAGACCGCCUCGCUCGACCAACAAACCAAGGACAUCAUCGGCGGACUCUGGAACAUGCGCAAGGAAGUCAAAUCCACACCCGCGACGCAGUACCCUGCCACCGGCCCCAAGUACCAGUUCACCACGCACGAGCUGCUCAACUACGCCAAGCGCAUAAGUCGCACCACGCUUCCGCCAGCACACCUGCUUUAUAACAGCGAACCUAGUGAAUCUCAACAAGUAGGAGGACAAGGAGGCCAGCCGAUGGAAGUCGACUCGGCAGCACAAACCCCCAUGCCCGGCGGUGGCGGCGGAACCGCAACAGCAGCCGGCACCCCCGCCGCCAGCGCGGCCCCCACACCCGCCGCUUCGGGCCCUUCUGGCCCCGGCCCUGUCACCACAACCACAGCCCCCUUCUCCCAACCGCCACCUCCACCUUCAGCCAACCAAACCGCCCUUCCCGAAGACUUCAAACCGCACAUCAACCUUUUGACAGGAUACCAAUUCCACCCCUGGCCGACGGAGGACAAGGUGCGCAUGGGCGGCAUGGCCGCCUACCAGUCGCUGGUUUCGCGGGCCGUGGACCCCAAGGGUUAUGACCCGGAGGAAGAAGAGCGAAGAAAGAAAGAGGAAGAGGAGGCAAGGAAGGAGGCGGAGGAGCGGGCGAUACGGGAAAGGGAAGAGGAGGAGAGGCGUAUGCGCGAGGAGCGCGAGAGGAUGGCGAGAGAGAGGGAGAGGGCGAGACGGGAGGAGGCAGAGAGGAGUGGAAGUAUUUCGGGGCCGGCUGCAGGCGCCCCGGCUGCGGCGGCGUCCAGUGCAGGUGGUGGUGGGAGGAGUCAGUUUACUUUCUUGGAUGGGAUGGAUGAUGACGAUGACGAUGAUGAGGACUAGACUCUGGGCUGGCUGUGGAGGUGAUGGGUGGGAUAGGGUGGAGGGAAAAAAUGGCGUUGCUUGAUACCCAAGAUUGGCGUUGCAGGUGAACUGGAAUCAUUUGGAAACCAUUUCUUGCAUGC